AUGCGGGUCACGAAUCCAGCAGCUGCCCGCGUCCUCGUACCACCGAGAGUAAGCGUCUCCAAUUCCGAUUCUAGAAGCGUGCACAAGGGGCUCAUCGGUUCUUCUUUAGCCAAGCAAUGCUACAACUGCCAGGGACUAGGCCACGUUCAGGCCGAUUGUCCCACGUUGCGUCUCAACGGUGCUAACGGCCGUUGCUACAACUGCAGCCAGCCCGGUCACCUUGCGCGUAACUGCCCGGCCCCUGCCUCUGGUGUCGGCCGUGGUGCCGGUGCUCCUCGCGGCGGCUUCAACGGUGGUUUCCGCGGUGGAUACGGCGGCUACCCUCGUGCUGCCACUUGCUACAAGUGCGGUGGCCCCAACCACUUUGCUCGCGACUGCCAGGCUCAGGCCAUGAAGUGCUAUGCCUGCGGCAAGCUGGGCCACAUCUCCCGUGACUGCACCGCUCCUAACGGCGGCCCCUUGAGCUCCGCUGGCAAGGUCUGCUACAAGUGCGCCCAGGCCGGCCACAUCUCCCGGGAUUGCCCCAACAACGAGGCUGCGGCUCCUGUCCAGCAGCCCACCGAGGCCGCCGCUGCGGCUCCUGCUGCCCCCGCUCCCGCUGCCCCCGCUGCCUCCGCCGCGGUUGAAGCCAGCACCGAGGCUGCCCCCGUUGCGACUGCAGCUCCCACUACUGCUGUCGCCUAA
Aspergillus terreus NIH2624 is the source of this 684-nucleotide messenger RNA. RefSeq names its product putative zinc knuckle nucleic acid binding protein (gene gisB). Gene Ontology annotation, molecular function: mRNA binding; single-stranded RNA binding; translation regulator activity. Bases 1 to 684 code for a protein of 227 amino acids. The record is from RefSeq and is a predicted model, not a curated record. Lineage: Eukaryota; Fungi; Ascomycota; Eurotiomycetes; Eurotiales; Aspergillaceae. The transcript is spliced from 4 exons. Gene Ontology annotation, cellular component: cytoplasm. Gene Ontology annotation, biological process: positive regulation of cytoplasmic translation.